AUGAGUACCCAGGCCCCACACACACUACAGAAACUGGCAAUUCAGAGCUUGCUGAGGGACGAGGCUUUGGCCAUGGAGGCCGUUGAACACUUGCCCGGGGAACUCUUCCCACCAGUGUUCAUAGAGGCCUUCACCAGAGGAUACACUGAGGUCCUGAAGGCCAUGGUGCUGGCCUGGCCCUUUCCCUGCCUACCCCUGGGAUCCCUGAUUCGCACGAUGAGCCUAGAGACUUUGGACACUCAUCUGGAUGUAGCCCUCAUGCUAAAAAGGAUGUUUCCAGCACUGUUGGAUGGGCUCCAUCAGCUAUUGAGCCAGAAGGUUUGCUCCAGGAGGUUGAAACUGCAAGUGCUCGAUAUGCGGGAUGUGCACCAGCACUUCUGGAGGGUCUGGGCUGAAAACAAGUCGGAAGCCUGCUCCUCAGAAGCCAUGAAGAGAAGACACACAGAGAAGACUGGGCCAAGGAUAGCAACAAGGCAACCCCUCAGGGUGAUUCUAGAUCUGUGGAUCAGUGAGGAUCCUCUGGGUCCUCCUCCUCAUCAACCAUUCCUCCUCAAGUGGGUCCAGGAGAGGAAAGGUUCAGUGCAGCUGGAUUGUACAAAGCUGUGGAUUACAUCCACGUGCUUUCCAAAGAUCAUGAGCGUCCUGGAAAUGCUGAACCUUGAUUCUGUGCAGCAGGUGGAUGUGGGUCACUACUGGACACUCUCCACCCUGGCUCAUUUUGCCCCUUACCUGGGCCAGAUGCAAAAUCUCCACAGAUUAACUCUCUCUAACAUCCCUGUGCCUGCCAGCCUUUCCGCAGAGAAGAGAGACCAGUUGGUCACCCAAAUCACCUCUCAAUUCCUUAAGCUUCACUGUCUGCGGGAGUUUUAUAUGGAAUCUGUCUUCUUCCUCGAUGGCCACAUGGACCAGGUGCUCAGAUGCCUCAAGUGCCCCUUGGAGAAACUCUCACUAAUUCACAGCCCAUUCUCACACUCUGACUGGGACCAGCUGCCACACUCUCCGAGCAUCAGACACCUGAAACACUUGGAAAUGUACGGUAUCAGCCUGACUUCGUUUAACUUCCAUCCCCUCUGCUUUCUCCUGGAUAACACUGCAGCCACUCUGACCACCCUACACUUGCAGGCCUGUGGAAUCACAGAUGCCCAGCUCUUGGCCUUUCUGCCUGCCUUGAGCCACUGCUCCCAGCUCACUACCUUCAGCUGCAUGAGGAACCCCAUAUCUGUAGACACCCUGGAGAGCCUGCUGUGCCACAUGGCCUGGCUGAGCAACUUAAGAAUGGAGAUGUACUCUGCUCCUCAAGAAGCUUAUGUCCCCAGGAAUGCUGUCCACCAGCUGACACUGGAUCAGCAUCGGGAUGAGCUGAGGAGGAUCAUGAGGCCAUUAAACCACCCCAGGAUAGUCUGGUUUUGUAUUGCUCCUGUGGUCUCUGGUGGUCUCUGUUCCAGCUGGGGCGUCUCUUCCCUGCACUCUGCUCCAUGCUAUUGUUGUAUACCUGUCUAG
Messenger RNA from Chinchilla lanigera (long-tailed chinchilla), 1500 nucleotides. Its product is annotated as PRAME family member 12-like. The transcript has 3 exons. Gene Ontology annotation, cellular component: cytoplasm. The record is from RefSeq and is a predicted model, not a curated record. Bases 1 to 1500 code for a protein of 499 amino acids. Lineage: Eukaryota; Metazoa; Chordata; Mammalia; Rodentia; Chinchillidae. Gene Ontology annotation, biological process: positive regulation of cell population proliferation; negative regulation of DNA-templated transcription; negative regulation of apoptotic process.